AUGUCGGAUAACGAUGAAGACCCACUAAUAAACAUCCCAGUUGAAAAUUCUGCAACUAAUCGUCGAUGUCCAACAUGUCAAGGAACAGGUCUCGUAGGUCAAUCACCUGGUCUUGUUGCCUUAAUUCCACUUGAUGAUGUUCGACUUAAACAACGAUAUACAUUUUUAUGGAUUCUACUUACAAUUGUUUUUUGUACAUUAGCUGCUUCAGCUGCAAUCGCCAUCCUACUCCCACGUGCUGUACAUUUGUCCAUACAAAAUCCUAUUGUGAUCGAUGCUACUAAUGAUACAUAUAGAAAUAUGUCAUGUUUUCAUCUGAAAUUUUUUCAUCGUACAUCGAUUAAUUCAGAUAAUUGGGUACCCAUACGUUUACUUAAUAUCACGACAUCCGUUGAACAUCAACUUGUACCAAUUGGACCUGAUGCUGUAAAAUUCUAUGGACAUAAAACUUAUUUACGACCAUUAGGUACAAUACAAUCGAAUAUUACUGUUGAACUUGAUUUCGAUUCAGAUACAAUGGCUUAUCGUGUGUGUCAUGGUGUAUUUCGACAAAUGCUGAUGUUUAAAUUACAAACAACAUUAACUUAUGCAGAUUUUCUACUCGGACGAAUUCAAAUAGCAAAUAAUAUUGCUUAUCAAUAUGUACUGUGUAAUAGAGGAGAAUGGAUCUUAACGGAAAAUGUUAUAGCGAAUACAACAAAAAUAGAUCUGUAA
Molecule: messenger RNA, 714 nt
Organism: Rotaria socialis
Lineage: Eukaryota; Metazoa; Rotifera; Eurotatoria; Philodinida; Philodinidae
Source: the annotation of a GenBank genome assembly